AUGGCUUCCAAGAAGUGCGGUGCGGCCAUUGGCCUGGCAGGUGCGGCUGCAAGCACGGCGUUUAUUGCUGGCACAGGCUCCAGCAAGUCCAGCUCCUUGCGGGGCGUUAAGACUCACCAGGCAGCGCCCUCCGCGCCUUCCGCGCCCUCCGCGUCCACUGCCUCCUAUGCGGCGGCUUCCGUGCUAGCUGCCAGCGUGGGCGCCGUGAUGGCCCGCCGCCCCGUGAGCAGCUUCAGCCAGACCACCGUCACCGCACUGAAGGCAUUCGAGCAGGAGUUGGGCGUGCAGCCUCCCGUGGGCUACUGGGACCCGGCUGGCCUAGCCCGGGACGGCGACGUGGAGGCCUUCCAGCGUCGUCGCUCCGUCGAGCUGAAGCACGGGAGGAUUGCCAUGCUGGCCACCAUGGGCUACAUCACCCCCGAGAUCGCGGGCAAGUUCCCGGGCUACCUGAGCCCCAGCGCCGGGCUGAAGUUCGCGGACGUGCCUAACGGCCUGGCGGCCAUCUCCAAGGUGCCUGCGGGUGGCUGGACUCAGAUUUUGCUCUACAUGGGCUGGUGCGAGGUGAGCCGUGGCCCAGGCUCCGACAUUGCCAGCGGACGCCCAGGUGACUUCGGCUGGUAUGUGCUGAGCUCCGCCGAUCCUGAGACCAAGAAGAAGAAGCUCUCCGCCGAGCUUGCCAACGGGCGCCUGGCCAUGAUGGCCAUCAUCGGCAUGUUCUACCAAGACGGCUUGACAGGCUCCGCUUGGGGCGACUGGUCCAACUUCACCGACAGCCCAUUGAGGGCCUUUGAGAACGAGACAGGUGUUCAGCCUCCCGUGGGCUUCUGGGACCCUUUGGGGCUUUCCGUCUCUGGCAACCAGUCGGACUACAAGCGCCGACGCGAAGUGGAGCUGAAGCACGGUAGGGUGGCCAUGUUCGCCACCAUUGGCUACAUCCUCCCGGAGUACUGGCGCUUCCCCGGAUAUUUGUCCAAGUUCCUGGACUCUCGGCGCGUGCCGGGCACCGGAGGGCCGGGCGGGCCGUCGGACGAGGACAUCAAGUUUGCAGAUGUGCCCAACGGCCUCGCGGCCUUCUCCAAGGUGCCCGCCCUGGGAUGGCUGCAGAUCGUCGGCUUCGCCGGCAUCGUGGAGCUCAACGUCUACAACGAGGAGGUGAACAACGAGCCCGGCAACUAUGGUGCUGGCUUCUUGGGUUUGAGGUCCGUCGGCUUCAUGAACUCCGGCAUCACCGACCCCGAGAUCCGCAAGAAGAAGCUCAAUGCCGAGUUGGCCAACGGCCGAUUGGCAAUGAUGGCCAUCAUUGGAAUGUUCUUCCAGGAUGGCUUGACUGGCUCCGCGUGGGGCGACUGGGCCAACUACACCGACAGUCCGCUGAGGGCCUUCGAGAGCGAGCUGGGCGCGCCUCUUGGCUUCUGGGACCCCCUGGGACUUGCCAAGGACAAGGAUGUGGAGGUGUUCAAGAGGCGCCGUGAGACUGAGAUCAAGCACGGCCGUGUGGCUAUGUUCGCCACCAUGGGCUACAUUGUGCCGGAGUACUACAAGUUCGAUGGCUACCUGUCCCCAUCCAUGGACCUGAAAUUCGCCGAUGUGCCAAACGGCUUGAAGGCACUCUCCGUGGUGCCCAAGGAGGGCUGGGCUCAGAUGCUUGCCUUCGCCGGCUUCCUUGAGUUGGUUGUGAACAAGAAGUCAUCUGAGCCAGGCAACUACGGCAAGGGCAACUUUGGCCUCGGCAACGUUGGAUUUGGCAAUUCCAUCCAGGAUCCUACACAAACUGCCAGGAACAGGCAGCUCAGUGCUGAACUCGCCAACGGACGGUUGGCGAUGAUGGCCAUCAUUGGCAUGUUCUUCCAGGACGGCCUGACUGGCUCCGCCUGGGGUGACUGGGCAGCCUACACAGACUCGAUGGCUUCCAAGAAGUGUGCUUUGGGUGUUGGCUUGGCAGGUGCGGUCGCUGGGAGUGCUUUCCUGGCGCCCACAGGAAGCCAAACGAAGGGCGCCAACUUGCGCUCCAGGACGGCACAGGCCACUGCGCAACAGGCACAGGCCUCCAGUGCCGCUCCCAGCUAUGCUGCUGCCUCUGUGGUGGCUGCCUCCGCGGGUGUCUUCAUGGCACGACGGCCGGGACACUUGAGCCCCACCACCAUCACCGCCCUCAAGGCCUUCGAGCAGGAGCUGGGCGUGCAGCCUCCUGUGGGCUACUGGGACCCUGCUGGCUUGGCCAGGGAUGGUGACGUGGAGGCCUUCCAGCGCCGCCGCUCCGUGGAGCUGAAGCACGGAAGGAUUGCUAUGCUGGCGACCAUGGGCUACAUCACCCCCGAAAUCGCGGGCAAGUUCCCGGGCUACCUGAGCCCCAGCGCCGGACUGAAGUUCGCCGACGUGCCCAACGGCCUGGCUGCCAUCUCCAAGGUGCCUGCGGGUGGCUGGACUCAGAUUUUGCUCUACAUGGGCUGGUGCGAGGUGAGCCGUGGCCCAGGCUCCGACAUUGCCAGCGGACGCCCAGGCGACUUUGGAUGGUAUGUCUUGAGCUCCCCUGACCCUGAGACCAAGAAGAAAAAGCUUUCGGCGGAGCUGGCCAACGGCCGUUUGGCCAUGAUGGCCAUCAUCGGCAUGUUCUACCAAGAUGGCCUCACAGGCUCCGCCUGGGGUGACUGGUCCAACUUCACCGACAGCCCAUUGAGGGCCUUUGAGAACGAGACAGGCGUGCAGCCUCCUGUGGGCUACUGGGACCCCUUGGGCUUGGCCGUCAGCGGAAACCAGUCGGACUACAAGCGACGACGCGAAGUCGAGCUGAAGCACGGCCGUGUGGCCAUGUUCGCCACCAUCGGCUACAUCUUGCCAGAGUAUUGGCGCUUCCCAGGAUAUCUGUCCAAGUUCCUGGACAUCAAGUUCUCCGAUGUGCCCAAUGGCCUUGCAGCCUUCUCCAAGGUUCCGGCGCUCGGAUGGCUGCAAAUUGUGGGCUUCGCGGGCAUUGUGGAGCUCAACGUCUACAAUGAGCAAGUGAACGAUGAGCCUGGAAACUAUGGCUCUGGCUUUUUGGGCCUCAGGUCUGUGGGUGUCAUGAACUCCGCGAUCUCUGAUCCAGAGAUCAGGAAGAAGAAGUUGAACGCCGAGCUGGCCAACGGCCGUCUGGCCAUGAUGGCGAUUAUUGGCUACAUUGUGCCGGAGUACUACAAGUUUGACGGAUACCUGUCCCCAUCCCUGAACCUGAAGUUCACUGAUGUGCCAAAUGGCUUGAAGGCACUCUCCGUUGUGCCCAAGGAGGGCUGGGCUCAGAUGUUGGCCUUCGCUGGCUUCCUGGAGUUGGUUGUGAACAAGAAGUCGUCUGAGCCAGGCAACUACGGCAAGGGCAACUUUGGCCUGGGAAACGUUGGAUUUGGCAACUCCAUCCAGGAUCCUGCCAAGAGGAACAGGCAGCUCAGCGCCGAACUUGCAAACGGACGUUUGGCAAUGAUGGCCAUCAUUGGCAUGUUCUUCCAGGACGGCUUGACGGGCUCAGCCUGGGGUGAUUGGUCGAACUACACCGACAGCCCUUUGAGGGCCUUCGAGACAGAGUUGGGCGUUCAGAAGCCCGUGGGCUUCUGGGACCCCUUGGGCUUUACCAAAGGCGGUGAUGCGGAGAGCUUCCGCCGCCGUCGCUACGUGGAGCUGAAGCACGGACGCGUCGCCAUGUUCGCCUGCAUGGGCUAUAUCGUCCCGGAGUUCUACCGCUGGCCCGGUGAUUUGUCUCCUUCCUUGGGCUUGAAGUUCAGCGAUGUCCCCAACGGCUUCGCGGCGUUCUCCAAGGUUCCUUUGUCCGGCUGGGCACAGAUGGUGGCCUUUGCAGGCACUGUCGAGCUCUUUCAGUACACGGAUGAUCCCAAGCGCGCCCCUGGAGACUUCGAGAACGCAGGCUUCUUGGGUAUUCCCAACAGCUUCGUGAAGAUCUCCGACCCCGAGGUGAAGCAGACGAAGUUGGCCGCCGAGAUCGCCAACGGCCGUUUGGCCAUGAUGGCCAUCAUCGGCAUGUUCUUCCAGAACGGCCUGACAGGAGAGGCCUGGGGCGACUGGUCCCUUUACACAGACUCCCCUCUGAGGGCCUUCGAGGGUGAGCUGGGCGUGCAGGCGCCCGUGGGCUUCUGGGACCCUUUGGGCCUGUCAGCGGAUGGCGAUGUGGAGACCUUCAAGAGGCGUCGUGCCGCGGAGUUGAAGCACGGGCGAAUUUGCAUGUUGGCCUGCGUUGGCUACAUCGUGCCGGAGUAUUUCAGAUGGCCUGGCUACCUCUCCCCUGAGAAGGGCCUCAAGUUUGCGGACAUGCCCCACGGCAUCGCGGCGAUCAGCAAGGUCCCACUGGAAGGCUGGGUGCAGAUCGUGCUCUUCUUGGGCCACUACGAGGGCUACUUCUGGCGCCAGGACCCCAAGAGGGCCCCUGGCGACUACGAGGGCUACGGCUUCCUUGGUGCUGGCAAGAACUUCAUUUUCAACUUCGACCCCAUUGAGUUCCAGGACCCCCAGGUGAAGAAGACCAAGUUGGCUGCCGAACUCGCCAAUGGCCGCCUUGCCAUGGUGGCGCUGAUGGCGAUGCUGUUCCAGAACGGCACCGUGGGCACCACUGGCCCUGCCAUGUGGCUCCCCGCGGCGUAG
Molecule: messenger RNA, 4620 nt
Organism: Durusdinium trenchii
Lineage: Eukaryota; Dinophyceae; Suessiales; Symbiodiniaceae
Source: the annotation of a GenBank genome assembly